UUUCUUGAGUCUUCUAAUGCAUUUAAACAUUGGGAUAAACAUGUUUCUGCUUAAAGUGAUUCUUAUUCAUUUGCAUGGGGACUGUGCAGAGGAUUUAGUGUCUCCUCCUCAUGGGGGUCUUCCCUUUUAUCUGACUUCUCAACAAAGCUUGCAGGCCAUUAGCUCACAAUUGUUCUUUUUUUCACGCACAAACUGUGAGGGAAAAAAAGGUCAGCAGAGACGAGCUCUUUCAAACAGGUGUGACUGCUGCAGACAGAAACCUGUAAAGAUAAAGUGCUAACAGGCGCUGACUCAAGGUGAUCCGUUCGGACUGAGCUGCAGCUCAGAACAGGACAGAUUUUUCUCCUGGGAACUCCCCAGCGUCUCUCAACCAGUGUCAGAGCUCAGGGAUUGGUUCACACACUGCGACAGAAGGAAUGCACUGGACUGAGAUGUUUCCUGGCACUAAGAUGUCAUUCUCUCUUGCAGGUACCUGGGUCACAUUUGGAGGACAAAUAACAGACGAGGUUGCAGAGCAGCUAAUGACCAUCGCCUACGAAAGUGGAGUCAACUUGUUCGACACAGCAGAGGUCUAUGCCGGCGGCAGGGCCGAAAUCAUUCUAGGAAACAUUAUCAAGAAGAAAUGCUGGAGGCGAUCAAGCUUCGUCAUCACUACUAAACUUUACUGGGGAGGAAAAGCAGAGACAGAGAGAGGACUAUCAAGGAAACACAUUAUUGAAGGUCUAAAAGGCUCGCUACAGCGGAUGCAGUUGGAAUAUGUUGAUGUAGUGUUUGCAAACCGGCCAGACAGCAAUACUCCUAUGGAGGAGAUCGUUCGAGCUAUGACCUACGUGAUAAACCAAGGCAUGGCCAUGUACUGGGGGACCUCCCGGUGGACAGCCAUGGAGAUCAUGGAGGCGUAUUCUGUGGCCAGGCAGUUUAAUCUGAUCCCUCCAGUGUGUGAGCAGGCGGAGUAUCAUCUCUUCCAGCGCGAGAAAGUUGAGGUGCAGCUGCCUGAGCUUUACCACAAGAUAGGAGUCGGGGCGAUGACAUGGUCACCUCUGGCAUGUGGCAUCAUAACUGGAAAAUAUGAAAACGGCAUCCCUGAAUCUUCAAGGGCCUCCAUGAAGUCUUAUCAGUGGUUAAAGGAGAAAAUAAUAAGUGAAGACGGACGAAAGCAGCAAGCCAAGCUGAAGGAGCUCAACCACAUUGCCGAGAAGCUGGGCUGUACCCUCCCUCAGCUGGCCGUGGCCUGGUGUUUAAGGAAUGAAGGCGUGAGCUCCGUCCUGUUGGGAACAUCAAACCCUGAACAGCUCACUGAAAACCUCGGGGCCAUCCAGGUCCUUCCAAAGAUGACCUCACACGUGGUUUCAGAAAUCGACCACAUCCUGGGCAACAGACCGUACAGUAAGAGGGACUACCGCUCUUAGGCUGGUGGACACCCACGGGGUCAGCUGUACCCUCCCUCGUAAACCUCUCCCACCUUGGACUCUCAGUUUCGACGUUCAUGUCCGCGGUUCUCUCCUUGGACCUCAGCUCACUUCAGCCUGGAACGGACAGCCAUGUGGGGGGGGCGCAUGUACUGUGUCUGUUUGAGACGUCUCUCGCUUCUCCAGCUUCUACACCACCAAGGUCAUCUCAGGUGCAGCCAGCAAGAAAUCUCCUGAAAAUAAAUGGUAUGCAGACCUCA
Messenger RNA from Oryzias melastigma (Indian medaka), 1669 nucleotides. RefSeq names its product potassium voltage-gated channel, shaker-related subfamily, beta member 1 a (gene kcnab1a). Gene Ontology annotation, molecular function: transmembrane transporter binding; potassium channel regulator activity; voltage-gated potassium channel activity. Gene Ontology annotation, cellular component: membrane; voltage-gated potassium channel complex; extrinsic component of cytoplasmic side of plasma membrane. Gene Ontology annotation, biological process: transmembrane transport; potassium ion transport; negative regulation of delayed rectifier potassium channel activity. Lineage: Eukaryota; Metazoa; Chordata; Actinopteri; Beloniformes; Adrianichthyidae. The record is from RefSeq and is a predicted model, not a curated record. The transcript is spliced from 12 exons. Bases 417 to 1409 code for a protein of 330 amino acids.